AUGUGUAGCAAUAUGCCUUACAUCAAAGAACUUGACCUCUCCAAGAAUCUACUUGAAGGGAAUAUUCCACCAAAUAUUUGGAAAUGCAAACAUCUUGAGAUGUUGGGAUUAGCGUACAACAAUUUCGGAGGCAACAUCCCUUCUGCAAUUGGAAAUGUGAGCACGCUUCUAGGAGUGGAGUUGUCCUACAAUCACUUAACCGGUGAACUGCCACAAGAGAUUGGCAAUCUACCAAAACUCCAAUAUCUGAAUUUGUUCAACAAUUCGUUAUAUGGAUCCAUCCCUUCUUCCAUAUUCAACAUAUCGACAUUGUUAACCGUAGGAGCUUCAAACAAUGAUUUCUCAGGUGCUCUUCCUUCAGAUUUAGGGAAUUCACUUGUCGAUUUUCAAAUGCUUCUAUUGGCUAAUAACAAACUUAGUGGCCCAAUUCCAAGCUCCAUGACCAAUGCUUCUAAACUAAGCUUCUUGGAGAUUUCUGAAAACUCAUUUAGCGGAUAUAUACCCUAUUUUGGUAAUUUGAAGUUUCUAGAAGCACUUCUUUUGUCAAACAAUAAUUUGAGUGGAGCAGAAUUCCCAACUCUUGAAUUGAGAUUUCUCUCUUCAUUGAGUAAUUGUCGGCAUUUGCGGUACUUAGAAGUGUCAGGCAAUCCACUGAAUGGCAUCCUACCCGCUUCACUUGGGAAUUUUUCCUCAUCUCUUGAGAAUUUUGAUGCAUCAAACUGCAACAUCAUGAGUGUCAUUCCCUUUCAAAUAGGAAACUUAGGCAGUUUACUAUUAAUAGAUUUGGCUAUGAAUCAGUUGCGUGGGCUCAUUCCACCAACAAUUGGGAAACUGAAGCAACUCCAAAGACUAUAUCUUGGUGGCAAUCAAUUGGUAGGGUCUAUCCCUAACCAACUUUGCCAAAUGAAUCAUUUGGGGGAGUUGAGCCUUGCUGGCUCUAACAAAUUGAAUUCAACCAUUCCUCCUAGCUUGUGGAAUCUCACAGACCUUUUGACUUUGAGCUUGCCCUUUAAUCGUUUGAGCGGUAAAUUGUCAUCUCAGCUUGGAAAUUUAAAGUUGAUAAACUCUUUGGAUUUGUCAUCCAAUCAAUUUUCAGAUGAUAUUCCCAGCUCGAUUGAUGGUUGCCAAAUGCUAACAUUUCUUAACUUAUCAAAUAAUUUGUUUAGUGGAUCCAUUCCUCAAUCAUUGGGAAGGGUUAAGGAUUUGAUUACGUUGGAUUUUUCUUGCAAUAAUCUCACUGGAUCAAUACCUCUGUCCUUAGAAAACCUCCGCUUACUUGAAAAUUUUAAUGUCUCCGACAACAAAUUGGAGGGGAAAAUUCCAGAUGGUGGUUGUUUUCGUAACUUCAGUGCUCUAUCCUUUUCCCACAACUUAGCUCUUUGUGGUCCAAAAACAUUUCAAGUUCCACCCUGCCCAGAAAAUCAUCAUAGAUCAUGGUUAAAGAAACUUAUGGUGUCAUUAGUGAUUUUAGCAGUCAUCGUGGUGAUUGUGACGCUUGUUCUCAUCUGGAUGCGUAAAAAGAAAAAAAUAGCUCUCUCCACUGAUAUUUCACCACCAACGUUUGAGUGCAGAAGAAUUUCUUACAUUGAACUUGAACGGGGAACAAGUUCAUUUAGUGAAACCAACCUACUUGGAAGAGGUAGUUUUGGUUCUGUAUUCGAAGCAACACUUUCAGAUGGGUUGAAAGUUGCAGUAAAAGUGUUCAACAUGGGACUGCAAGAGGCAUUAAGGAGCUUUAAUUUGAAGCUACUAUAUUGA
This is a messenger RNA of Salvia hispanica, 1758 nucleotides long. NCBI's taxonomy places the organism in Eukaryota, Viridiplantae, Streptophyta, Magnoliopsida, Lamiales, Lamiaceae. The record is from RefSeq and is a predicted model, not a curated record.